Messenger RNA from Chenopodium quinoa (quinoa), 1835 nucleotides. RefSeq names its product probable ADP,ATP carrier protein At5g56450. Gene Ontology annotation, molecular function: ATP:ADP antiporter activity. The transcript has 2 exons. Bases 520 to 1515 code for a protein of 331 amino acids. Gene Ontology annotation, cellular component: mitochondrial inner membrane. Lineage: Eukaryota; Viridiplantae; Streptophyta; Magnoliopsida; Caryophyllales; Amaranthaceae. Gene Ontology annotation, biological process: mitochondrial ATP transmembrane transport; mitochondrial ADP transmembrane transport. The record is from RefSeq and is a predicted model, not a curated record.
UCAUAUACUCAUACGCCAAAUAUUUCCACCCCUAAUUAGAAACCAAAUCAAUUUACUCAUCGAAACAAGAAAACGAAAUUGCAAAACCCUCUAAGUGAUUUUGGAAUUUGGAUAAAAUCAUCAUUGCCACGUGUGUUAGAAGAGAUUGACCCCAAAGAAAAGGAAAGAAUUUUUGGUGUUGCAAAUAAAAAUUGUUCCUACCCUUGUUCUUUGUUUGUAGACGAUUCUAUCAUUUCACCAAACCCCUUUUAAUACAAACCCCAAAAAUAACUCAUUUUCAUAGAAAAUCAUAGACUCUUCCCGCAAAAAUCCGAACUCAAACAUUCAAAGAAUCCCUCAAUUUAAUCAACUCAAAACCCAGAAAAAUUCAAACAAAAGUUCUUCAAUUACCCCAAAUCACAGCACCUUAAUCAGUAAGGCAAUGUACCAUAUUAACAAUCACAAUCACCCAUUUCAUAAACCAGAAGAAAACCCAGCAAAUUUCACCAAGAAUUAGUAGAGAAAAAAAAUCAUGCUGAAAUGAUGGUAGAAGAUGAAGGAGAAGAAACCCCAUCAAAGUCAAAACCAUCAACUGGGUCUUCGUCUUACAAAUCUUGGAAGUAUGCGACGAGCUUUCAGAAAGAUUUAAUGGCGGGGGCAGUUAUGGGGGGUGUGGUUCACACCAUUGUUGCACCCAUUGAACGAGCUAAGCUUUUGUUGCAAACACAAGAGAGUAACAUAGCAAUUGGUGUUGGAAAACACAGGAAAUUUAAGGGUAUGUUUGAUUGCAUUGUUAGUAUGGUCAAGGAAGAAGGUUUUGUCUCUCUUUGGAGGGGUAAUGGUAGUAGUGUUCUUCGGUAUUACCCUUCUGUUGCUCUUAAUUUCUCUCUUAAGGAUCUUUAUCGAGAUGUACUGAAAAAUGACAAUGAGGGCCCACCCAUUAUGACUGGUGCAGCUGCCAACUUUUUUGCUGGGGCAGCAGCUGGUUGCACGACAUUGAUGAUUGUUUAUCCGCUUGAUAUUGCUCACACACGACUAGCUGCAGACAUUGGGAAGGCUGAUGCUCGUCAAUUUCGAGGCAUAUACCACUUCCUGUCUACAAUAUACAGGGUAGAAGGGAUCCGUGGGCUUUACAGGGGACUCCCUGCUUCUUUUCACGGAAUGGUUAUUCAUCGUGGUCUAUACUUUGGAGGAUUUGACACUGUGAAAGAUGUACUUGCCAAGGAUGCUGUAGAGCUGGCAUUAUGGAAACGGUGGUUGGCGGCUCAAGUGGUGACCACUUCUGCUGGAUUCAUUUCCUAUCCUUUUGAUACUGUUCGAAGGCGUAUGAUGAUGCAAUCUGGCCUCAAGGAACCAAUGUACAGAAAAACUUUUGAUUGCUGGAAGACAAUAUAUAGGACAGAAGGGCUCUCCUCAUUUUACCGAGGUGCUGUUUCAAACAUGUUUAGGAGUACUGGUGCUGCUGCCAUUCUUGUUUUAUAUGACGAAGUUAAGAAGUUCAUGCACUGGGGCGGUUCUACUUCUAGCAGGAAUUGAUUUUUUUUACAGUUUCAGGUAUACAACAUUCAAUACAACUUUAACAUUAGUGUCCUGAUAACAGAUUCUGAUGAAUACACAUCAAAACAUAGGUCUGCUGGUAUUGUCUCCUUGGCUAUGGCAGCCUUACACUGAAUUUUUAAGCUGACCAAUAAGAUCGAGAAUUGACUCCGGUUUUUUUUUAUCUACUUUACCAUCUUUCUGUAUACGCACCUGUAACUUGGUUGUUUUGCUACUGAUUCUGGAGAGUAAAGCCUGUAAACUCCAUUUUCAGAGGAAACAAAUUGAUACAUGUAUAGAUGGUUUCAUUUCAUCUUCAA